UCCACCAGUCUCCCUGUAUUCUGAUUAAAACACACAUUUACACCUCUCUUUUGCCUAAGUACUACUCAACCACUCGAUCCACUUACUGCACCACUAAUCUCUCUCUCUCUCUCUCUCAACUCAUUUUCAAUAGCAGUUUCUAGCUCUUUCUCGCUGAUAUCAUCAUCCUUUUUUCUCUCUCUGUCUCUUCACCAAUAAAGCGCGUCUUUAUCCCACCAAAAUAAAAAAAAAGGGAGGAAGAUAGCCUUCCAUGGCUUCCCUACUUCAAACUCUCAAUAACCCAACGUACACCUCCCCCUCGGCUUCUCUAUCAGUCUUCCGAAGAUGGAACCGCAACUCCAUCAGAGUUCUCACAAUUCCAAACAAACCCUUUUCCCCAAAGCCUACAACACUGAUCAAAUGCUCUUCGGUUUCAAGCCUAACCCCCAGGCUGGAUCAUGAACCAGCGCGAGAACUCAAACAAGAGGACAAGCCACUUCGAGAUGUUUGGGAGGAAAUUCAAGGGUGUAACAACUGGGAAGGCCUAUUAGACCCCAUGAACCCUAAUCUCCGGAAAGAGAUCAUCCGAUAUGGCGAAUUUGCGCAGGCCUGCUACGACUCCUUCGACUUCGAUCCUCACUCAAAAUACUGCGGAACCUGCAAGUACCAAGGUGCCCAUUUCUUCCAAAAAUUGGACAUGGCUGAUAGAGGGUACCAAAUCAGCAGAUAUCUCUACGCAACCUCCAACAUCAACCUCCCAAACUUCUUCCAGAAAUCAAAGAUGAGCAGUGUGUGGAGCCCCCACGCAAACUGGAUGGGCUACAUCGCAGUUACAACAGAUGAAAAAGAGAUCAAAAGAUUAGGCCGGCGUGACAUAAUAAUCGCAUGGAGGGGCACCGUCACAUACCUCGAAUGGAUACACGACCUUAAGGACAUCCUCUGUCCGGCCCAUUUCAGAGACGAUCCCAACAUCAAAAUCGAGUCCGGGUUCUACGAUUUGUACACCAAGAAAGAGAACAACUGCAAAUUCUGCUCAUUCUCGGCUAGAGAACAAGUGCUCGCUGAAAUCAAGAGGCUGGUCGAGAGGUACAAGGACGAAGAAAUCAGCAUAACGAUCACUGGGCACAGCCUUGGCGCAGCCUUGGCUUUGUUGAGCGCUUAUGACAUAGCUGAAAUGAACCUGAACGUAAGGAACAAAUCAAGGAUCCCAAUUUCAGUCUUUUCCUUUUCAGGACCUCGAGUGGGCAAUCUCAAGUUCAAGGAGAGGUGUGAUGAGCUGGGAGUGAAGGUCCUGAGAGUGAUAAAUGUCCAUGAUAAAGUCCCCACAGUGCCUGGAAUCAUCACAAACGAGAAGUUCCAAUACCAAAAGUACAUAGAGGAGACGAUCUCCUUUCCCUGGAGCUAUGCUCAUGUAGGUGUGGAACUGGCAUUAGACCACACCCACUCUCCAUUUCUGAAGCCCACAAAUGACCUUGGUUGUGCGCAUAACCUUGAAGCCCAUCUGCAUUUGGUCGACGGCUACCACGGGAAAGACCGGAAAUUCAGCCUGGCGACGAAGCGGGAUAUCGCACUGGUGAACAAGAGCUGUGACUUCCUGAGGAGCGAGUACGGAGUGCCGGGAAAUUGGCGUCAAGAUGAGAAUAAAGGGAUGGUGAGGGCCAGCGACGGCCGGUGGGUUCUGCCAGAGAGGCCUAGGAUGGAGGCCCACCCUCCGGACACGGCCCACCACCUUGAACAGGUGCUCAAACUUAGUAGGUCUACGUUGGAAGCCAGUUCAUAAUUUGGUUGUAAUUAAAUUGUUGAUUAUGUUGAAGUUAGUAAAUUCAUAUAUACAAUUUUAGCAAGACCCAUUUCCAAUUA
Vitis vinifera (wine grape) is the source of this 1839-nucleotide messenger RNA. RefSeq names its product phospholipase A1-Igamma3, chloroplastic. The transcript has a single exon. Gene Ontology annotation, biological process: lipid metabolic process. The record is from RefSeq and is a predicted model, not a curated record. Bases 251 to 1759 code for a protein of 502 amino acids. NCBI's taxonomy places the organism in Eukaryota, Viridiplantae, Streptophyta, Magnoliopsida, Vitales, Vitaceae. Gene Ontology annotation, molecular function: glycerophospholipase activity.